GCUGCACGCACUCUCACGCGCUCCCGGCACCGCUCUCUACCUGUCUGUUUCUUUUUUAUUUUGUGUUUUGGAUACUUUAGUGACGAAAUAGACAACUUUUCAAGACAGCCCACAGCCAUUACGCCGUAGCAGAAGCAAUCGGAGCACCUGAGGCUGGCAGUGCGUCAGUCAUUUACUGAAGGAGCGGCCUUAAUAAGGCACAAUUACUUCCGUAAACUCGGUCAGCUGUGAGUGUCCGUCACGUCCAUGCACUCCACUUUGGAGCCCACCACUGGUCAAACUUCACACUAGGAGCCGGAAGUAACUGCCUUGGAAAACAAUAACAACAACUAAAGUCAAGAGGGUGGCGAGACUCAUUAAGGGUUUGAUAAGCGGCCCAUGACAGUUCCCACACGCGAGCCGAGGCCUGAGUGACGUCACAGUCUUUGCAAAAUUAGGGCAUGAAUAUCUGCCCUGAGGUGCCAGGAAGAGAAAUAAUAGCCCAUUAAAACUCACGUAUUAAGGUGUCGCAGAGAAAAGUUUACUUGUCCUCAUCACGCAGGGCAUCGCAGGACGUUUGCUGGGCGAGGGAUGAGCAGAGAGACAAGCGAGGGUCCCGUGUAACUCAGAGUGGAGAGUGUGAUGGGCAGUGACAUCUUCUAACUAUGACUGACGUAGUUCUGAGCGAACCAUUGGACACGCAGUCUCUCAUGUCCAUUACCCGAGAAGUCUCUGAGGGAGGUGGCGCGGUGAUCCCCGCCUCGCACCCCUCCCGCGCCAGGAAAGUGCGGCCUUCGCAGCUCAAAGGCAAGCGAACGUCAGAGCUUGUGGAUAACAAAAGUGUGAGUCAAAAGCCAAAUCAGCAUAAGGAUUAUUUAUCAGAACAACGCGCUAAGAGAUUCGGCAAAUCAAAGGUGAAAGGCAGAGAAGGUGCAAAAAGAAGUAAAAUCAAGGAACAAGACAAGAAGAAAGAAAAAGAGGAUGAAGAGGAGGAGAAGGAGAAUGAGGGUGUAGCAGUGAUGAAUGAAGCAAAUGAAGUAGAUUCUAGACUCAUAUCCGCUGGGAGUAAUUCGAGUAAAGACGAAGGGAUCAGUAGCAACGGUGAGAAGGAGGAGGAAUAUGAGGCGGAAGAAGGAACGAAGGCUGACACAACACAAGACGACGCACAUCACGGACCUGGCGAACCUGACGACGAUGACGAAGGUCGAGGCAGCAUUAAAGACGAGAGCGACGAGCUUCCCGACCAACUUGACGAUGAAGUGCCAACUGAGGACAGCUUGGAAAAUCUUACCGGCGAAAGGCUUGCCAAUGAUGAGAGCAAACUUGAACCACUGGAAGAAACUGCACCCCUUACAGACCUGAAGGAACCCGCAGCAGGUCCUGAAGGUGAUGGAGAGACAGUGUUACAAGAAGGUGACCUCAAUCUAGAGGAGGACGGUAAUGGUUACAGUGGUGAUAUGGACGAACCAAACUCUCUCGCCGCAAGUCACCAGAAAAUCAUUGGUCUUUCUAUCCCCCUUGUUGAAGACGCCGCUGAUGACACUGAUGCUGUGGAUGCUGUGGAUGCUGUAAAGGAUGCCGUGGAGGACGCUGUGGAGGACGCUGGGGAGGACGCUAUAGUGGAAAGUGAGGAGAAGGUUGAGAAUUUAGAGGAGGUAAAAGAGCCCACGUCGGAGGAGAAAGCCGAUGAUCUUGCGAAUGAAGAGAAGGCCGAAUCCGAAGAGAAAAGUGAUAGCGAAGAAAAGAGCGAUCAUUCAGAGAGUGCCGAGGGUGCAAAUGUUAACGUUACAGUGGACGACGGGCAGGCGGAUCCAUUACGAGAGAAAAGUGAGGAACAAGAAGAAGAAAAUGGAGAAGACACAAAGAACAAUGACGCAGAAGAGAAAGAGGAAGAAAUACAGGAAAUUCCAGCACUCGCUAAAAUUUCUGGAAGACCAAAACCAAAGAACAUAACCACAACGCCUCGGAUACGUGUACCAGACGCCGCCAAAACACCCCGCAGGAAGAGUUAUGACGCCAAUAAGGUUAUGGCCAACAGGAAGCCCAUAUCCUGGCGGCCCGCACCCAUCCAAGCCACCGCCAACACCCCCUCCGACACCUCCAAACUAUCACAGAAGAAGUUCAAGGCCAAAAUGCCAGUGGAGGUCUCGGUCAGGGAGGAGAGGGACGGGGAGGCGCGGCAUGACGGGACUGAGGAAGGUCACGCAGGUCACGAAGGAGACGGAGGAGGAGCCUUGAGUGCAGAGACCGUCGGAAUGGAGUUAGUGGUGCCUCUCAAUCUAGACACCUUUCGGUCCGAGGGUCACUUUGAGUCCAUGACGGAGGAGGAGGAGCCGUUGAUGGAGAAAGCGGAGUCUUUACCGGAGUUGCGACCUUCCACCGCCGGGAGGAAGAACAAGAUCUCCAGAAGGCGGAGGGUUCGCUCGAGGGUUAACUCAACGUGGAAGAAGGACGAGUUGCCAGAGAAUUACACCAAGCGGUGGCCUCUCACACAAGCAGGGAAGGACCCGUCUACUAGUGAGGUGUGGGUGCCGGAGGAGAACCGCCUUUAUGUCUACACAUACAGCUCCGAGCCACGCCUGCUUCACGUACGGAGGAUGGGGUCUAGGAGAGGCGUCAUCACCACGGACCUCGGGGAUCACGAUCCUAACUCCUCCUUCAGGAUAAGAAACAGGGGCAAUGGCAACCCGAUGUAUGACCGCCGGGUUGUGCGGGGUUCCAACUACGCCAAACGCCUGGGGAACGAGGACUUGCCCAAAUGGAACCCUUACUUCACCAACGCUCGCUCUCUUGAAAACAUCAAGCCUGAACCCGAGACAAACCAACGGCGGCAGGAGUUCCGGGAGAAGCUUGAGGCGCGGGCACGGCUACGGCGGGAGAGUCACGGCAUGUCCUCCCUGUACCCCUCUCACGCAACCCACGCCCGCCCUCGCGCACACUCCCAUGCUUACGUCCAAACUGAAAACUACUACGAGCCGCUUGAGCGACCCCCUGAGGCUGAGGUAGGCUUGCAAACCGAGGCGUGGGGGGAGGAUGGGUUCCCUCCCCCUGUGGUGUUCCAGUCUCCUGCAGUCGCCGACAUGAGCACGCAGGUGUUUGAGGACGAGCUGUACGAGGAAGACGAGGGCGAGGUGGCGGUGGCGGCGCUUGUGGCGAGGACGCUGCGAGAGGCAACCCUGGAAGUGCUUGAAGAAGAGCAGGCGGAGGAGGAAAGGAUCAGCAGGAUGCGGGAUACUCUACUGCACAAGGUUGCCAGCGUGGGCGAGGAGCAGGAUGGGAAUAGUAUAGAUAAUGAGAGGGAGGGUGAAGAGGAGGGACAGGAAGAGGAGGAAGCCGAGGAGAGGAAAGACCCCGAUGGUAAGGAGACCUCUCCUUUGGACACACAGGAGCCAGCCAGGUCCCCCGAGCUCCCUGAAGACUUGGUGAAGGGCGUGACGAGUCUUGACGGGGACGGGACAGCUGACACGCUCCUAUCCGACCCUGUGGCGGAGUCUGAAUCUGUCGCUGUGUAAACCAAGGAAUUUUAUAUUAUUUUUUCCCUAUUAUAAGUUCCUCCACGUAUUUCCUCCUCCACGUCUUGUACCUUCACCUGCAUACUUUCUUCCCCCUGUCCACACACCGUCGGCUCUCCUUGUGAGCUGACAGACCAAGAUAGUCCUGCAUAUAGAAAUACAAGUUUUCUACCAAAUAAGUGAACGUCGUUUUUAGUUUACAAGUUCUUACGUGAGAGAUGUUCGUGUGGAUACCAGCCAAAUGGCUCACUAAGGACCAAACACGUCAUUUCAGUGCAUGAAGAGCAAAGAAAAUGUAUAUGAAUUGGACUUAGUUACAAUACGUAAAGCUUAGUGAAGGUGAAUGCCAUGACCUUUGAAGUAAUGAGAAAAAGAGAGACAGCGAACGAGUGUAUGAAAUGCGGAUAUACUCGUAUAAUGUUAAGUAUAGUUAAUGAGUGUUUCAUGUACAUACUAGGAUUGUUUGUAUUGGUGCAUGAGCAGGGUGUGUCUCAGCCUGACUCUUGACGUUAGUGGCGUAUUUCUGUAUGUAUAUUAUUUACAUGACGAUUCUAAGCAUCUUGACAAACUCAAACAAACAGAUGAUCUGCCUUGGUUUCGUUCAACAGUGAAUGCAUAGGAAGGGGAAAAAUGACAUUUUUUACUUAAAUUUUUGCAAUUUGAACUGUUUGAAGGAGAAGAAUCAAGGAAUAUCUAGAAUGUAACUUUCCAUCUUGACUGAAAUUCCCUUCUGCUCAGCUUAUUUUAACAUGAUUAUAUUUUUCAAUUGCAUUUCCCUGAACUCUUCUCUCUCUCAUGUAAAAAUGAAACGAGAUAAAAAAUAAUGUUACUGUUUUAAGUAACGGUUAGGGAGUGAACGAAGUAGUUAGGAUACAAAUGAAGGAAGGAUGCGUUGCGAAAACUAGCUCACAUUGAUUAUAUUUUCCUAUGAAAUUCAAAAUUGUUUCGCCAUAAGUAUAUGAUCUGGUGUGAUUGAUUAAAAAAAAAAAAAAAUGAAAUCGUACAGCAAAAUUUGAUUACUUUAGUUGUCAAGACUUUUUUUUUAUCAUCCUGGUCAAUUAGUGAAAAGGCAAUGUUUUUCUUCGCACAGCAGGAUGAAUGUGGAAAGAUGAUGAUGAUAGUGAUGAUGGUGAUGAUGAUAAUAAUGGCGAUAUAACAAUGUGUCAUAGACUUUUAUAUUUGGCUAGUGGUCGCCUCGUGUUGUGGAGGCGACGAGGACCAAUGGAAGCACAGCACGUUUCUCCACAACCAAUGGGGAGGAAGGCUCUCCCAACCCACCCAAUCCCAACUAUUUCUUUCCUUUGUAACUUUUCUUUCCUGAACUCCGGUGCCACAUUUAGCCAAAACUCUCCCGACAGUACAAUAACUGUAUAUAGUUCUGUUUCAUUAGGUAACGAACGAAAAAAAAAAAAAUCCAGUUAGUCUGAUUUUUUUUUCUUUGCUUUUCAAUUUUCAUGUUUGUAUUUCCCUCUCGAGAAUGAUUGAUAUUUUGUGCAUCUCAAAUAAACGUCCCAGAAACAUUACAUGCUGACUAUGUACGUACUAUUGGCCUUGAAUUGCCUUACUGAAAUAAUCUCUCUCAAGGCUGUGUAUGUAUAGACUUACCUUAACUUCAUAAUAAUACUAACUUUAAUUACGACAGCCAACCACCAUAUUCCAAGGUCUUUCUGCCCCUUUCUGCACAUAUAUAGGUGCAUUCAUAAUAAUAAUACAGAUCCGUGCCCUUGAGUGUGUCCGUGGUCCGUAUUCUGAAACUCUCUGCUCUCUUAUCACGACUAUUUUCAAGAGUCACAGAAAUGAUCAAACCGUUUCUCAAGAGUGUUUCAUUAGUCAAAAAGUAGAAACCAUGGUAAUCUGUAUCUAGCCUUGGAAAAAUAUAUAUAUACUUUUGAAAACCCGUGUAACUUCAACUUCGUGGAGGCUUUUGAAUGUAGUAGAGGUGCAGCGCAGAAGUGUUUCAUAAUCCGGUCCUAUAUUUGUCUCUCUUGACGUGACACCCUCUCAAUCCCCGUACCUGAGUCGUGCCGUGUCCGAGAACCUGCUCAGUUACCCUUGGCGCGGCAGGCGAGAAGAAAACCGUGCUGUGCCGCGCCGUCCUAUUUGGGUGACUGUUACAACUCGUGGUUAGAGAAGCAACACGUAAUAUUAUGGUACUUUCCUUUCCUGUGACAUAACAUAUUACUCAGUGUAAGGUAAAACAAAACAAAAUGCCAAUAUAUAGUUAUGUGUCAAGACGAUUCACAUAGUACUUAAUUUCUGAAAAGUCAUUGUAUAUUUCAGAUAAGUUUCUACGUUAUCUGUAGUUUUUAGAGGAGUAAGGAUCACACCCUGAAUAACCGCCCUUUAUUUUGAGCGCUGUGCUAAGUGAGCUGGCAGAGGGAUACAUAACGAAGACAUUUCCGGUCAUAACACACGGGGCUCGUACACGUGAUGAUGAGGAAAUGGCUGGAGUAGAAAGAAGUCUGGUGGACGGCAGAGCCCACGCCUGGUUCUAUCCAGCCUUUCUCUUUAGCCACUUCAGUGUGUCUUCGGUGCCAAGCUCUUAGAACGACCAGUAUGAGUGCACCAGACAAGAGUAUGCUGUGUGUGUGUGUGUGUGUGUGUGUGUGUGUGUGUUUCUGAUGCCAAGUCUUAGUGUCUCAGUACCGUAGUGGCAGAGUCGGACGUCGAGCAAAGUGUCAAAAUGUUUAGAGCAGAGAGGGUUAGUUGCGUCACUCGCUCUGUCACCUCCUUGCUCUCGGGAAGGAGUUACGGUCGGGUUGUAGCAUCACGGCUUCCGGAACUUACAAGGAGAUAUUGACUCACGGCCUGCAUUUGGAUUUCUUGCUACUGAAUGGUGAAUAGGCAUGCAUGUCUAAAGAUGCAAAUUGUUUUCAAAUAUGGAAAUGCAAAAGAUAUGGAACGUAUUGUCACUAUAUUUCAUGAUAAACUUGAGUUAUAGAAUAAAUAGAUACAGGUGACCAUUGAUUUCCGUAACUCUAUACUCAGCAGUUUAAUUUUUCACAUCUGUCUCUCUCUCUCUCUCUCUCUCUCUCUCUCUCUCUCU
Molecule: messenger RNA, 6537 nt
Organism: Portunus trituberculatus (swimming crab)
Lineage: Eukaryota; Metazoa; Arthropoda; Malacostraca; Decapoda; Portunidae
Exons: 9
Coding region: 645-3491 (948 amino acids)
Cellular component (GO): cilium
Source: RefSeq, a predicted model, not a curated record